CCUACGCCAUUGGAUCGCACAGAAGAAACGAGAUUUACGGUACAGGAUAUGUGAAACGAUUGUGACGUCAUUUGUUUGCGACAGUCCGCGGAACGUAGCAGUGGACACAGAAGCUCCACGUGAAUAGCUGUGAAAAUGGCGGCGGUUCAAGAUCUUGAGAUUCAAUUUGCACAAAAGUUAGCAUCAAACGAAAAGUCUAUCCGAACAAAAGCAUUAAAAAGGUUGAAGAAAUAUAUCCACGUCAGAUCACAGAAAACGACCGAUGGCUUUACGAGUGAUGAACUGCUCAAGCUAUGGAAAGGUCUCUUCUACUGCUUGUGGAUGCAGGACAAACCACUUUUACAGGAGGAUCUCUCUGACUCUAUUUCUACACUGAUUCACAGCUUUCAUGAUAUUAAUGGACAACUAUUAUAUCUGGAGAGCUGCCUGAAGACCUUCAAAAGAGAGUGGAAUGGUAUUGACAGACUGCGAAUGGACAAGUUUUACCAGCUAAUCCGCUUCAUGUUCAGGAAAAGCUUUGAGAUGCUGAAGAAAAAAAACUGGGAGAGCAGUGUGGUUGCAAGAUUCCUGGAGCUCUUUGCAACAGAGCUUCUGAACAGUGGCAACGUUGCACCCGCUGGUCUGCAGUUCCAUAUCUUUGACCUUUACUUGACUGAACUAGCAGCUGUGGGUUCUUCAGAGCUUACAGCUGACCAGAACCUGAUAUUUAUCGAGCCAUUCUGCAAAACAGCCGCCAAAACCAAAGAUCGGAUACUUUUCCGAGCCAUCUGUAGCAGCAUCUUCAGCACGAUUAUUGACCAGGCGCCUGAUGCCAUUAUAGAUUUGAUGAAGGAGCUGAAUGUAGCAGAGUGCCCUGAUUUAGGCCAGUCCUCUGAAGGGGAUGAAAAGAACCUUGUUAUGCAGAUUGAUGGUAGUAAAUCAAACUUGGAACAAGAUGAUCACAAGGUUCGGUCAGGAGACUUGAACUCAGAGUCUCCAUUUGAUACCAUAACACCAGUUCUACAGUUUAACUAUGCAGCGCUUGCUGACAAGCUGUUCGACAUGGCUAGUAGAACUACUACACCCAGCUCAAAUAGACGGCGACUCUACAAAAUCAUCAAAGUGCUGCGGGAUAUCAGUGAAGGAAUAUUUCCUCAAGAUGGAUUUUCUGAGCAAGUCUCUACAGAUCAGGAUGAUGAAAUGUUUGGCAUCAGAAAGAGAAUGAACGAUGAACCUCUUACAGAGCAAGCAACUAUGAAUCGAAAGAAAAAAAUGAAAUUCAAACAAGAGAGAGACUCUGGUCAAGACGUGAAGCCAACAGAUGUGAUUGUCAAAGACAUCAAAAAGCCUAAGAAAACAAAAAAAAGGGAAUGUCAUGGUGGAUCGUUAAUUGAUUUGAAUGUGGGGACAUUUAAUGUGGAGGACACUGACAUUCCAAAUCAAAGGAGCAUUCUGCAGAAUGGUUCUGCGGAUAACCCAGAACCAUAUGUUUCUAGGUCAGAGAGAGCCUGCAAACUCAGUUCUUCCAUACCCAGCAAUGACAAAUCAGAAAAAAAAACCAAGAGGCCAAGAUCAAAGCUUGAACAAGAAAAAAGGAUUGGUAAUGCCGGCACUCCCCAGGAGGUUGACACAACUCCAGUGGUGACAGUUGACAAUGAGGGAACUUCAAAAGCCACUAACUUUGAAGCCCAAGUACACAAGAUGGAAAGUCCUGAACCUGAAUUUCAGUUAUUAAACAACACAAAGACGAAGGCUAAAAAAGUGAAAGACUUUGUGACAGGGUCACAGCAAAAAUUGUUUGAUUCUCCGUCAGUCUCUUUUCGUACCAAUGAAAGGGAAUCUGGAUCAGACCUUCACACGGGAACUCCACUGAAGAAAAAGAAUAAGCAAAUCUCAGUUCAGGUCAAAAACGUGAGCAGCACUGAAGAGGAGCCUCUGGUGUUCUCUUCUCCAGAGAAGCCAAAGAAGAAGAAAAGAAAAAUACCUGUAGAAUUUGAUUUUGAAGCUGUUGAACAUGAGUCUGCCACACCAACCAAUAACAGUACACCCAGAGCAGCGAGCGUCAAGAAGGUAAAAGAAAUUUAUGGUUCAUCUACACCAAAAGCCAAGCCAAAGUUGAUGAAGCUAUUGUCAUGUGACUUCACAUUUCAGACAAAUGCCAAAGUUCCAACACCACUCUACUUCAGGGCUGAAGGAAGGUUCAAAUGAUUUUUUUUUUUCGGGUCUGUGGAGCAGCAGGCCCAGACAGACAAGGGACCUAUUGUAAUCAUAAGAAUUAUUCUUUUCCUUCAUUAUUAUUCUUGCAAAGAAUGAAUAGUGUUUUUUCAGCGCCGGUAAGUAAUUGAUUGUGCAAACUCUUGUACACACAUCAGGCCUAGCAAAUAGUGUAUACACAACCACUAAAAUGGAACAAUUUAACAUUCAGAAUGCACUUCCAAUAAAGAAGUGGCCAAACCA
Messenger RNA from Syngnathoides biaculeatus (alligator pipefish), 2436 nucleotides. RefSeq names its product ribosomal RNA processing protein 1 homolog A-like. Gene Ontology annotation, cellular component: preribosome, large subunit precursor; preribosome, small subunit precursor; nucleus. The record is from RefSeq and is a predicted model, not a curated record. The transcript has 14 exons. Gene Ontology annotation, biological process: rRNA processing. Lineage: Eukaryota; Metazoa; Chordata; Actinopteri; Syngnathiformes; Syngnathidae. Bases 136 to 2187 code for a protein of 683 amino acids.